Messenger RNA from Ilex paraguariensis (yerba mate), 908 nucleotides. The record is from the annotation of a GenBank genome assembly. NCBI's taxonomy places the organism in Eukaryota, Viridiplantae, Streptophyta, Magnoliopsida, Aquifoliales, Aquifoliaceae.
AGAGUUCUGUUAUUUAAAUUCUAAGUCCAACAGGAAAAAGCUCGUGAUUUAACGUCCCUAGGAUAUCUCUUGAACUGCUGCCUUACUACUCACGCAUGGUUGCUACAUUGUCAACUUGUAUGAAGGAUAUCUCUUCCAUGUUGUUGCAAUUGUUGGAGGAGGAGUUCAACUUUCUGAUUAAUAAGAAGGAUCAAAUGAAUAUUGAAACAAAGAUAAGGAACAUUCGUUUUAUUGGAGAACUCUGCAAGUUCAAAGUUUCACCUACUGGUCUUGUGUUUAGCUGUUUAAAGGCUUGUUUAGAUGAUUUUACUCAUCAUAACAUUGAUGUUGUUUGCAAUCUUCUUGAGACGUGUGGCCAUUUUCUUUACCGGUCUCCUGAAACCACUAUGCGCAUGGCUAACAUGUUGGAGCUAUUGAUGCGCUUCAAAAAUGUAAAAAAUCUGGAUCCUCAUCCCAGUACCCUAGUGGAGAAUGCUUAUUACCUGUGCAAACCACCAGAGAGAUCUGCACGAGUCUCUAAAAAUCGUCCUCCUCUGCAUCAGGUCCUUGAGGAAGUCAGGCUGGGACUAGAGUUGAAUGACCAUGGGAUGCAGCAAUGACGCAUUGCCCAUAUGCGGUUCUUGGGAGAGCUAUACAAUUAUGCACUUAUAGAUUCAACAGUUAUUUUUGAUACUCUCUAUUUAAUUGUAGUUUUUGGGCACGGAACAGCAGAUGUAUGCAUGAUUUCUAGCUGAUCAGGCCUCUCUAUGGCAUAACCUGGUGAUGCCCUGUUUUUCCAUUUCUUUAAUUAAACAUUGAAAGCUAUUUAUUGAUAACUUGAUACAAGAAAAAAGACUAGAGUUGCAGAACUUCUUUAGGGGUCCAAAUCUUGAUUGGGACACCGGUGUUUGAUCUUGGGUUGUGUGCAG